AGUGAAUGGCUUGUGUGUGUCUUUUCACCAUAUUAAAGCACACCAGCUCUUGGACCUUAGCACUGGGUCUGUUGAAAUCACCAGUCCGUUUUUGUUGGAUCUGUCCUGCUCAGCGCCUAUCUACCUAUGGUUCCAUCCCCAAUAUUCAUGGAAGACCUCUGGGUGCGGCAAAUAUUCUCCGCGGUUGGCCACACUUUGCUAGUCUACGACUAUUUUCUAACGCUUAAAGACGAAACUCGUUACAUUUGGAACAGCCCCUGGACGGUCGUGAAAGCCUUGUUCCUCAUCAACCGAUAUGGAAACCUUCUCGGGCAGACUGUCAUCCGGCUAGAAGAAGCUGGUCUUUUCACAAAUAGUUCUCAAACGUUCUGCAAUCACUUCGCAUUUUUCACUUCUUGCUUUACGAUUCUAUCCACAGAGUCGAUUCACAUACUUGUUCUCAUUCGUGCGCGGGCCAUCUGGGGAACUCAGAAGUGCCUGACAAAUAUCCUCAUCUGGAGCUACGUGUCCUAUGUCCUUGUACUGAUAGGCACAGGAACGUACGGUGUACUCGCCAAUCAUGGUCUGCCACCUCACUGCUUUUCAUUUUCUUGUACGAAAAAUGACUGCGCUCUUGCAGUCCAGUUCUUGUACAUCGACGUGACCCAUGUUUGCGUCAAGGAAAUAACAAGUUCUGCGGUAAAUUGGCAGCCAUAUAUUUAUAUUUAGUGGGCGACUCAUUGACGGUAUUCAAACGCUAGUGGUUAAUUUCUUGCGGGGGGUUAGGAUGUUCUAUUCUGCGUUCAUCGUUCCUGCUAACGCUCAAGGUCUCCAAGCUUCAUUCUCGAUACAAUACUCUUUGUCUUGACGAUGCGAAGUCUCCGGAGAUACUCUAGGGAGUUUCGGCAUCUCUACCCAUUUGAUCUCCUCCAUCUACUCGUUCGAGACGCAAUCAUAUUUUUUAUUGUGGGUAUUUAAAACCUGCACCAUG
Molecule: messenger RNA, 970 nt
Organism: Suillus clintonianus
Lineage: Eukaryota; Fungi; Basidiomycota; Agaricomycetes; Boletales; Suillaceae
Exons: 7
Coding region: 127-708 (193 amino acids)
Source: RefSeq, a predicted model, not a curated record